Molecule: messenger RNA, 387 nt
Organism: Pocillopora meandrina
Lineage: Eukaryota; Metazoa; Cnidaria; Anthozoa; Scleractinia; Pocilloporidae
Source: the annotation of a GenBank genome assembly
AUGUCCAAUAGCAAAUUACAAGUUACUCUCCUCGCGGACGAAUGGAAAUCUUCCAAAGGAGGCCUGUCGACCAUAAAUCGAGAAUUGGCCAUACAUUUGGCUGAACAUCCCAAUGUGUCAGUUACUUUCUUAGUCCCGGAAUGCACUGAAGACGACAAAAAUGAAAGUAGUGCUUGUAACGUGCAUAUCGUUAAAGCACAGGAGCAUUAUGUAUUCAAUCCGGUCGAUCUAUUAAGUUUUCCACCGGAUGAUCUCUCUAUAGACAUAAUCAUUGGCCAUGGUGUAAAACUUGGUAAACACGCUCAAAUAAUUAAGAAAAGCCAUCAGUGUAAGUGGGUUCAAGUUGUACAUACUGCCCCUGAGGAACUUUCCAUGUUGAAAACGUAG